Momordica charantia (bitter melon) is the source of this 1978-nucleotide messenger RNA. RefSeq lists its product as uncharacterized. Lineage: Eukaryota; Viridiplantae; Streptophyta; Magnoliopsida; Cucurbitales; Cucurbitaceae. The record is from RefSeq and is a predicted model, not a curated record.
GUGCUUCCUCGAACUAUUUGCAAUCCAUUUCUUCGGAUUACUCUCCUUCUUCUCUCACGUCUCUCUCUCUCUSUGUUGCUCGCACAUUUCAUGGCGUUUUCUUCUUCUUCUUCUUCUUCUCAAUCUUCUCGUUCUAUGAUCCCCACAACUUUUCUUCUACUUUCAAUCGUGGGUUUUCUCCUUCCAUCGCAAACGCUGGCCCUGAAAUCGCUGUUUCACCCCCGGGAUGUGCUUCCCCUGUUACCCAAACAGGUCUCGUGGCCGAUUCUCAACUCCCUCAACAGCGCCGUCGAUCUUCUUCCCACUUUCGUCGGCGCUGCGUCCUCUCCCGACAAUUCCAUUCAGUGGAAAGGCGCCUGUUUCUAUCAGAACACGGCUUGGAUGGAGUUUCAUAAUAAGUCUGGCUCCGAAUUUGGCGGUGGCACGCUUCAUCUAAAGGUUAGCAAAGCACAUAGUUGGACGUGUAUGGAUCUUUAUAUCUUUGCAACUCCAUACCGCGUGACGUGGGAUUACUAUUUCCUGUCCAGAGAACAUACUCUGGAGUUUCCARAAUGGGAAGGGAAAGAAGAAUUCGAAUAUGUUAAAAAUACAGGGGUUUCAAUUUUCCUCAUGCAAGCUGGAGUGUUGAAAACCCUCCAAGCACUCUUUGAUGUCCUCCCUUUGUUUUCAAAUUCUGUACGGGGUGAGAAUUCUAAUGUUAAAUUUCUUGAGAACCACAUGGGUGCUACCUUUGAGCAACGCCCUCAGCCAUGGAUUACAAAUGUUAGCAUCGAUGAUAUUCACUCUGGAGAUUUUCUUGCACUGUCCAAAAUUCGUGGAGCAUGGGGUGGUUUUGAAACUCUACAGAAGUGGGUUACUGGAUCAUAUGCUGGUCAUUCUGCUGUUUGCUUAAGGGACUCUGAAGGAAAGUUGUGGGUUGCUGAAUCUGGGCGUGGAGAUGGAGUGGAUGAUGACAUUAUCGAUGUUUUACCAUGGGAUGAGUGGUGGGACUAUGAACUCAACAGYGAUCAAUCCAAUCCCCACAUUGCAUUUCUUCCUUUGCAUCCCGAUUUGCGGGCAAAGUUUAAUGAUACUGCGGCAUGGGAGUACGUAUGGAGCAUGGUUGGGAAACCGUAUGGUUAUCAUAACUUGAUCUUUAGCUGGAUCGACACCAAGCGUGGAAACUAUCCGCCUCCCUUGGAUGCGCAUCUGGUUGCUUCUUUCAUGACAAUAUGGAAUCAAGUGAAGCCAACACUUGCGGCAAAUUUGUGGRAUGAAGCUUUGAACAUACGACUUGGAACUCAGGGCCUCGAACUUGCUGAAAUUUUAGUUGAAGUUGAAAAGCGAGGAUCAACUUUUGGUGAUCUACUGGCUAUUCCUGAACGGGAUGACUGGGUCUAUGCUGACGGUCAAUCAGCAUCUUGUGUUGCUUUUAUCCUUCAAAUGUACAAGGCGGCCGGGCUUUUUGGUCCACUUGCUAGCUCAAUUGAAGUCACUGARUUCACAAUAAAAGAUGCAUACACUCUCAACUUUUAUGAAAACAAUUCAAGCCGCCUUCCAAAGUGGUGUAAUGAUGGCGACAAUGUCAAGCUUCCAUAUUGUCAGAUACUCGGAAAGUAUCGAAUGGAUUUACCUGGAUAUAAUAGCAUGGAGCCCUAUCGACAUAUGAACGAAAGGUGCCCUUCUCUUCCUCCCAAGUACGACCGGCCAGAGAAUUGCUAGGAAACCUCUUGAAAGUCACUUUCCUGUGCCUAGGCUGUGUAGAAUAUUUGAUUAUCUUAAAGUUAUAGCUUUAGCCCAUUAGUGUAACUGAUAAGUGUUGAUAAUACAAAUUGUAAAUACAGUUACAUGAUGUCCAAAUCGAUGCACUAUAGCUGUUAAUUUAUUGUAAAUUAUAUGCCUUAAAUGAUGGCARUGUCAUGUCUAUAUUGAGUUUCAACUAUAUCUCUGGUAACUUCAAUUGUUGCAGUGAUGAUUUUGAUGUAGCUUUUGCAGUUCA